CACGUCUGGACAACAAAAAAAGAAAACAAUCAUGGCGACUGUUGACAUUCGGUUUGUUGGAGCACGUGGUAAAAAAGAUAAUAUCGAAACAGUUGAAGAGAUUCAGAACCUUGUCACACCUGGGGAUAUUAUCACAACAGAUACUGGGUUUAUGAGAGGACAUGGAACUUUCAUGGAAAAUGAGAAGCUUCAUGCUUCAGUGGCUGGUGUGGUAGAACGUGUAAAUAAACUUAUUUGUGUUAAACCAUUAAAGACAAGGUAUAAUGGUGAAAUAGGAGAUGUUGUUAUAGGUAGAAUUAUAGAAGUUUGUCAGAGAAGAUGGAAAGUUGAAACACAUUCUAAACUUAAUUCAGUUUUAAUGUUGUCAUCCGUUAAUUUACCAGGUGGUGAAUUGAGGAGGAGAUCAGAAGAAGAUGAAAAGUUAAUGAGACAUUAUCUUAAAGAAGGCGAUCUUAUUAGUGCUGAAGUUCAGAAUAUUAUGGGAGAUGGUUGUUUAUCACUUCACACAAGGAGUUUAAAGUAUGGCAAACUUGGUCAAGGGACUUUACUUUCCAUAUCUCCUUCUCUAAUUAAAAGACGAAAAACCCAUUUUCAUAAUUUGCCAUGUGGAGCAUCUAUUAUAUUAGGUAAUAAUGGUUAUGUGUGGAUAUCACCAAAUGUAAAUGAAGAAACUGAUAAUACGGGUGGUUAUGAACAAAAUUUAGAGCCUGUACCAAAUGAUGUUCGUAUUGUGGUUGCUAGAUUAAGAAACAGUAUAUUAGCUUUAGCUGAUCACCAUAUGAUUAUAUAUGAUACAAGUAUCAUGUAUGCUUAUGAAGCAUCAUUAUCAUUUACAGUUAAAGAUAUGUUAAAACCAGAAGUAACGUCAGAGAUAAUUGGCUUAGUACAACAAAGAAUGGAGCUAGAAGGAACUUAAAUUUGUAGUAACAGACAUAACUACUCCAAAGUUAUGUUUCAAAUGACAUAAGCCAAUAAACUUUAUUCUGUGCUCAACAAGUGUAUAAAUCCAAGAAUGGACCAGUUAUAACACAAGUGUUCAUGCUACAAGAAAUUGAUACCGCAUGAAAAGAUACUUCAGACAUUGUCGGUUUAAGCCAUUUUGAAAUAUAUUGUUUUGUCCAAAAGAUCUGAAUUCAUAUCACUCUCCACACAAGUCUCGCCAUCCAGCAUUCGACUCUGCCCACGGCUCACGCACUACACUGGUUGACCUAGAGGUCAUUGGUCACUUGAAUAACUAAUGACAUCUGUCAGAAAAGUUCCUGGCAUUAUAAACACUUGAUGAGUUUUAGUCAAUUUUAGGGGUAAAUGUCAUCAAUUAUUACCCCUCCAAAAGAAAACAGUCUAAUUUUGCAUGUUUCAUGUGUAAAUGUAUUAUGCCUUACGAUCGCAUUAUAAUGGUAAACAGAUCGACAUGUAUUAUAUUCUAAAAUUAGCAUGGCGUCAUGUGCAGUUCGUAUUUCCGACCAUUUAACCCUGUAAUCUUACAUGCUAAUUCCGGAAAGUUCAUCCAGAUUUUCCGACGUGGUUUCCCCUUGUCAGUGGUGCAGAACGGAGGGCUGACAAGGACAGCUGUCUAGUUCUUCGGAUGAUACGAAAAACCGAGGUCCCGUGUAUAUAUUGGAAUGCACGUAAAAGAUCCCCUGGCAGUUGGAAUUCGAUAUAAGAGUAGGCGAUAGUGCCGCUGCCAGGGCAAAAUUUCCCUCAUAGCACACUGUAUGGCAUAUGCCCGUCUUCAUUGGCCCAGUAUAGGAGCGGAACAGUAGGACGUUAAACCCCAUUUCAUUUCAUUUCAUUUCAUUUGUAAUCUUACGCUGAAGAGUUUCCUGUAAUAUUUGUAAAUACAUUGACAUUUUGCAAUUGUGACCCCAUUUCUAUUUAUAUAUGGUAAUAGUAUUAAAUAUAUUAUCAUUUAUUUGUUUUAAAUCAUAUUGUUUAUCAUUGUCCAUCAACACCAAGAAUCUUGGUGGCGUAGUCAAAUGAGCCGUUAGCAGAGAUAGUUUGGACUGCAAGGGAAGACAACUCUGUUUGGAGAUUGAAUUCAUAUGUGUAACUGUGCAAGGUAAAGGCCUAGUAGUAGUAGCUGGUGGUUAAACAUCUGCUCAAGGCCUCUUAUAUACUAUUCAAAAAAAGUAGGGGAUAUUUGAUUUUGGGGGCA
Patella vulgata (common limpet) is the source of this 2155-nucleotide messenger RNA. Its product is annotated as exosome complex component RRP4. Gene Ontology annotation, molecular function: RNA binding. Gene Ontology annotation, cellular component: nuclear exosome (RNase complex); cytoplasmic exosome (RNase complex). Gene Ontology annotation, biological process: CUT catabolic process; TRAMP-dependent tRNA surveillance pathway; nuclear polyadenylation-dependent rRNA catabolic process. The coding region runs from base 32 to 916 and encodes 294 amino acids. The record is from RefSeq and is a predicted model, not a curated record. Lineage: Eukaryota; Metazoa; Mollusca; Gastropoda; Patellidae. The transcript has 8 exons.